Babesia bigemina is the source of this 5502-nucleotide messenger RNA. RefSeq lists its product as hypothetical. Lineage: Eukaryota; Apicomplexa; Aconoidasida; Piroplasmida; Babesiidae. The transcript has a single exon. Bases 1 to 5502 code for a protein of 1833 amino acids. The record is from RefSeq and is a predicted model, not a curated record.
AUGGGAUUUUUGAGUGGAGUGCUUGGUGCGGUGAAAAACACUCAGACAUACAAUGUCGGUAAAAAUACAUUACAAAACUUGGUAAGUAAUGAAAUUAACAAUCAUCUUUGCUCAGGGCACGAGGGCUUUAAAAGGCUUUUCGAAAAGUUGCCCAAGGAAAUCGAGAAGUAUAACAGGGAAGUGCAGGAGUCUAACAAAAGAGUCAGAAAUGUUAUUACUACAAUGAACAAGAGAAUGGAAACACGCAAAAAUAAGGUAAGUCAAAUUUUAACACAUAAUGCUGCUGCAGAUACAUUUGAAAAUGUGAAGUCGGCAGAAACGUCCGUCAUCAGCGAGUUGGCGGAGGUCAUACAUUACGUUGAGAUAUUUUUAACAGACAUGAAUAGCGCAGAUAAAAACAUAUUAGACCUUAACAGUAACUGUAAAACUAAUGUUAAUAGCGCAAAAGAUAAUAUUUUUUAUGAGAGCACGAGGCUGCAUAGACUGUCAGAUAAAGCGUCCAACGACUUGAAGGACAUGAAUAAGAAAAUAACGGACGUCUUGACGAUACUUCAGAUGACCGUAAAUGAAGAAAUCAGCAAGCGAGUAACUGAACUCGUCAGUACGUUGAAAGGAUUGGUUGGUGAGAUCAAGCGGAAGCUGGAAUUGAUUAAUGUAUUGCUAAAAAAGUAUAUCAACACUAUAACGCGUUGGAUGCUCAGAACUGAGACGCAUAUUCAAUCAUUGAGGAAGCAACACGUGGAGAAAGUCAUCCAACUUGCUGACGGAGGUGAUGGGAGUUGGAGGAAGGAAAUUACGAUUCGGGCGGAAGAAUUAAAAAAUGCAAAGAAAAAGCUUGAAGAUUAUAUUGACAACGAUAUCAAGCCCACGCUCACUAGGUUGGUUACUGAAGCGCUUGGGAAGGUGAAAGACAUGGAUGCGGCGCUUAAAGGGGAUUUGAAGAGGGUGAAGGAUGCUGUUCAGGGGAAGGUGGAGGAGAUUAAGACGGCGAUUGAAGUUUUGGGCAGGAAGUUUACGGAUGUUGACGGCGUCGCAGCGCCAACAAAUGCUUAUGAAAUAAUGAAACAUUUUCAAUUAAACGUUACUACAAUUAAAGAUAACGUUGGACAUGACAACACCCCAGGCAAAAGUAAUGCAGGAAGUAUUGAUUUCAAUUGGGAUAGUCUUAAACGACAGCUUAAUUGGGAUGUUGAAGGUCUGACAGGGAAUAGCGGAAAACUCAAAAAAAUAGUCGACGGUAUUAAGAAGUACGCGGAAGGGUUUGAGAAUGGUAAGUUCAUUACCGUGCUGACGGAGUGGGUGAAGGAGAUUGUAGAAGAGGAUGAGGGCGUCAUAAGUAGUAAAAUAACGAACUAUUCACUGCUAAUCAAAGGUAACGGUGUUUUGAAUGCUACUAAGAAUAAUGUCAGAGCAGCGAUUAAAGCAAAGCUACCAGAGCGCAUAAACACAGGGAUUAAAGCCGCUGCUGUAGCAGUUCAACUUAGAAAUGCAACUGUACAUAACAUCGGCGAUCUAUUUCAGAAAUUUGUAACGCAAGUUGGAAGUGAACUUAUUGGGGAUGCAGGUAUCUCAAUUCUCGGCACGGCGGCCCAGGAGAUUGAGAAAUCAUCAGAGUUGGGAUUGGCGGGAGUGCAAUCUAGACACAGACCUAACCUCACAGAUGCUGUUGCAAGCAUUGCGAGGUCUAUAGUAAACAACUUCAAGCGAAUCGCUGCGGAGGUAAAGCGGUUUGCCACGGACACCCAAAUACAAAACUUGUCUACGGCUAUCGAGCAAAUAGAAGACAUAGGUACGCAAUUUGAUGAGGAAGAUGACACUAAAGAUGACCAUGAUAUUGAUCACGGCGCUAAAAUAAAUAAGGCUCUAAAAGCAGUGAAACCAGUGAUUAAAACUCUCCACGAUAGUCUUGAUCAAGCACUCCAAGUCACUUCUGCUUCUGGCGGCCUAACUAACGAUAGCAACGCCGCCGCCGUCGACACCGCGAUAAGGGGGGUGACUGAAGAGCUAAAAAAACAUUUUCCCGCAGAUAGUGAUAGCAAAGUUACGCUUGAUAAGGACGCCACGUUUGUCGAAUACAAUGGCUUCGUCAACCAAGCACCAGAGAAACUGUCCUCCCUUUCCAACCCCGACUUCGACACCAUCAAAGCAGCAGGCACCCUCCCCGCGGCGAUCGGCGACAUAGGAAGCACAGCUCUAAACAUCACCGUAAAAAACACCACAGAUGUCUUGGAAACAUUUUCGAAAGAGAUGACGGACAACCUAACAAAAUUAAUGACUAAGAUUUACGAAACCAGUAAAGACAUGAAUGAGUACUUAAACGCUCUGAAAGACGGAAGCGUCGGUAAAGAAUUAAAAGGCAUAAGGGACAAACUCUCGGAUUUACAAAGUGAUAAAUUGGUGAAUGCGAUAGAGUCCGCCGAUUCACUUAUUAAGUAUGCCGACGACGAAAAAAACAGACUUAUUAACAACCUUCAACAUUAUGUAACUUGCCAGGUAGAUAUAGCUAAAAAUUCCCUCACCACCGCCGCCCGCCGCAACUACGUCACCUCCGUCAAGCAGCUCCUCACCGCGUUCGCGGACAAGGUCGGCCAGGAGUUGGCGCCGUUGCCGGGGGAGAUUGAGAGGGAUCUGCGGAUCGGGUUCAAGGGGUUGAUGAGAGUUAUGGGAGGGGUUAGUAGCGUAAAUGGUGAGCCUGUUGCGGCUUCUGGAGGUAUUAAUACGGGUGCAAAGAGUUUGCUUGAAAAAAUUAAUGAAGUUGUCCAACCGGCUAAACCAAGUGCGUCCAUGAAGGACACCUUCACGAAAUUGUCAGAAGCAUUCAAUACCUAUUUUAAUCCAAUACACACGUACGUUAAUGCACAAAUUAAUUCCGAAAAUGCGUCAGACCCCCAGGCCCUUCGAGACAUUACUGCCGACAACGUCCAACUGCUUGGUACCGUCAACUCUAAUUUCAACAAUUUACUCGAACACCUCAAAAAAGACAUUAAUCCACCCAGAACAUAUAUAUUUGACCAUACUUACACUAAUCUCCUCUCAACCCUCUCCACCUCCCUCCACCUCCUAUCCCCCUCCCUCUUCGCCAACCCCCGGCACCCGGAGCUGCUCGAUGCGGUCAGAGCGGGGCUGCAGGGGUUUGUCGAGGAGAUGGGGAGGGUGUAUGUGAACGGGUAUGAUGGGCAUAAGGAGAAGGUGGAUAUGAAUGAAUUAUUGGAUAAUAAAGACAAAUUGACCGAUAACGGCAGAAAUUUGUCGAAGGCGUGUAUGACCAUAAUUAUGAUCCUCAACAAUGACUUUUUGAAUUUGCUAGAGCGGUGUAGUGCUGCGAAAUUUCAAACAAUAUACGCAUCGUCGGGGAAAAAUAAUAACGUUUUAGGCGAUUUUCUGAGUAGCUGUGGCUACAAGGUCUCCAAGUCGUACAAUACCCAGGAGGGGGAGCUUAAAAAUAAAUCCGAUCGCGCAGGUCAGGCUGUGUAUAUGAGCAUCAUGACGAAGAAAAUUGAUAACGCCGAAAAGGUUGGCUCACUUAAAAAGUGGAAAGAAGAGAAGAACGCGCAAUAUUUAGUUACUGCUAAUUAUAACCGUAAAGUUGAAGAAAUAACCGUCUUCGACAUUGUCGAUUUCCUUUACGAUAGCCUCAAUCUUUACAACGACGUAUGUCAUUUGUCCGCAUUAACUUCGACGAAAAAGCCAUGCAGCGUAUACGAAAUGCUUCUAUGGCUCUCCGGUCUCCCGCAUCAUCACGCAUAUUAUGCUAUGAGAGAUGUCGCUAUCUUAGAAGUUAUAGAAACGAUAAAUAAAGUGGACAAUAAAAAAGAAGGAAAGCAGGACGGAGCAACUGACGAAGACACCAUCACAGUCACAGAGUUGAAGACGGACUCCGUAUUCUUGGAAGCGUACCCAAGAAAGGUAACGUAUGAGUCUAUGCGAACUGUUGUAACGCACAUCUGCUCGGAAGCCUAUGACUUACUGAUCAACAUCGCCGGUCACGGUGACGAAUUCACAACAUACGCUAGUGACUUCUCCAACAACGCUAUGAAAUUUCAUUAUCCUGCUUCGAGAGAAGACUGUCUCGAUAUGCUCCUAGACAUACUGCGACGUGUACUGCCAACAUUACAAUUCCUGCUGAACCAGUGUAAGCUAAGCACUAAGCACGGUGGUUGGAAAGCUUGCAAGUACGGCAAGGAUAUGCCAUCGGCCAAGUUGCCAUGUAAACAGCAUCCAACAGACGAAGCAACGGGCCAACCAGCGCGCCAAGCAACGAGUCAACCAAACACGCAACCAAAGUGCCAACCAACGUGCGAACCAAAUUGCCAACCAACUUCGCCUUUAAUGUCCUACUUAAACGAUUGUCUCCCAGGCCACUUACCACACCAACUUACUAAAAUAGGUUGCAAGUACGAGUGUUCCACAUGCCUUUCCACGGCUAAGAAAGGAAUGCCCUGUCUAACACCUCUUGGAUUCAGAGAGUUCUCAGGAAGCAUCAAGACUGGAGAUGAUCUAUGUGAAGUGCUUAGCCGCUUCUUCAGUAACGACCUGAUGUGGUCACUGUUCUGUCUCUCUCCGACACCUCCGAAAACGUUGCCCGAACAUUUCGAUUUUGCUUUAUCUUUGGUGAAUGGUAUUUCUGCCGAAACAAACGCGCACAGCGUUGUACUCCAAACGCUGCAAUAUGCCUUCGAAGAAUCUAUCGGCGAGCAAUCCAUUAUGCUAUACGCUGAAAAAUCUGACUUUGUCUACGCGUUGAAGCAAGCGUAUGGUUCGCCGUAUCCGGAGCAUGGUCAAUGUACCGAUGCCCAUCUCCGCAAUCUAACGGCGUAUGAUAGCUGUAAACAGAAGACUAACCGGGAACUCGAAUGCGCUCCGUACUUGUCCGCGCUAUGUCGGCAGUCGUAUCGUCACCUUCCCAAGAAUCAUUGCAACUUGUAUCUGUCGUGGGCAAUUUACCUGCCAUGGGAUUUCUGGCGGCUACUGCAAAAUCUUUACAAUGACUUCUGCAAUAUAUUAUGUGCGGAUUGGGGAUGCCGGAGCUGUUUGAGAGGAGACAAGUGUAAGCGAGGAAAGCAUGGAGUUAUCGAUAAGGAUACUCCCACCGCUACUUGUCAAUGUACGUCCAUGGUUACCUGUAAAGGUGUAUCACCAACACUCUAUCAGUAUGGAUUCCGCUUUGAAAAUCCGUCGUCAUUAAAUCAUCACACUUAUCCUAACAAGUGUGCCGAUUUCUGCACUCAAUUAAAUAAGUUGCUAAAUUCGAAAUAUUUCACCGACCUAUUCGACACGUGCGACAAAUUCCUCUUCACCAUCCGCGCCCCCUUCAUCUGGCUGAACGUCGCCCUCUGGCUCCUCUCUUUCCUCUACCUCCUCCACAUCAUGGUCAUCCGCCUCGACCUGCUCCACAUCAAAUCGCAUUUGCAUAGUCCGUCAUCACAUCGUAUCGCUGCCCAAUCACUACUUGCUGCUGCACGUGUUAACAAACUGGGGAAAGUGUUUUAUCUGCAACCAUAA